Trametes versicolor FP-101664 SS1 is the source of this 1812-nucleotide messenger RNA. Its product is annotated as carboxypeptidase S. The record is from RefSeq and is a predicted model, not a curated record. Bases 1 to 1812 code for a protein of 603 amino acids. Gene Ontology annotation, molecular function: metallocarboxypeptidase activity. The transcript has 12 exons. NCBI's taxonomy places the organism in Eukaryota, Fungi, Basidiomycota, Agaricomycetes, Polyporales, Polyporaceae. Gene Ontology annotation, cellular component: fungal-type vacuole lumen.
AUGGACUCCAAGCAGACUGGGUUUAGCGUCCUCCCAACGGCGUCCACCGCGGUCCACGGCGACUCCCACGUCCAGCCCCGCAGCAGCAGCGGCCUCAACUUCCGGCGCCUCUGCUACGCCCUGUCCAUCGCAUGCAGCGUGUACGGCAUCUUCCACAUCCUCCAGGAGCGGCAUGCGCACCGCGCGCACAGACACGAGCACGCGCACGCGCGGCUGGGGCCGCUGCCGCCGACGGCGCACUCGGACGUGUGUCCGCAGCCGAAGUCGCUGUUCCCGACGCGGCACAGCGACCUCAGCGCGGGGCUGGAGGCCUCGUUUGCGGAUGAGACGUAUAAGAAGAAGGCGUAUGGGAGCUUGAUUGGGGCGAUUCAGAUUCCGACGGAGUCGUAUGAUGACUUGGGCCCUGUUGGAGAGGAUCCCCGCUGGAAGACGUUUGAUACGCUGCAUGAGUAUCUUGAGACUACUUACCCGAAAGUUUUCAACACUUUGAAGGUGACGAAGGUGAACACGUACGGAAUCGUUCUCCAUUGGCAGGGCUCGGACGCGUCUUCCCUGCCGGUCGUGAUGGCCGCCCACCAAGAUGUUGUGCCUGUUGAGCCCGCCACUGCGAAGGACUGGGUCCACCCGCCCUACUCAGGGUUCCACGAUGGAGAGUGGAUCUGGGGGAGAGGCACUUGUGACGACAAGUCUGACCUGAUUGCUGGCCUCGAAGCCAUAAACGCUCUGCUCGGGCAGGGCUUUGAGCCUGAACGCACAUUUGUCUGGGCAUUUGGUUUCGAUGAGGAGGCUUCCGGCAGACAGGGCGCGGGCCACCUCGCGACCUAUCUCGAGGAGACGUACGGCACGAACGGGGUCGCACUUGUCCUUGAUGAGGGUGGAGGCGCAUACGGCACUCAGUACGGUGGCGACGUCAUCUUCGCAGUACCGUCUCUGUCUGAAAAGGGAUACCUGGAUGUCCGCAUUGAACUUACCGCUCAAGGAGGCCACUCCAGCGUCCCACCGAAGCAUACUGCCAUCGGCCUUCUCUCAGCCCUAGUCGUCGCCAUCGAGACCGAGCCGCACGAGGCCGCCCUCGUCCGCGGGGGCGGUCCGUACAACGCCACGCAAUGCGCGGCGACGUACGGCCCCGAGUACCCGGCUAAACUCCGGCAGCUCGCGCACGACGCCGUGCACGACGACGGCGCGCUCGCGGAGCUCCGCGAUGCACUUCUGGACGAGUUCCCGCGGUUCGAGGCGAUCCUGCGCACGACGCAGGCGGUCGACCUCGUGCAGGGCGGCGUGAAGGUGAAUGCGCUGCCGGAGAAGGUCUCGGCGGUCGUGAACCACCGGAUUGCGGAGCACAGUUCUGUUGCGGAGCUCAAGGAGGAGUUCACGAGCAUCGUGCUUCCGGUAGCGGCACGCUUCAACUUGUCGGUGGAGGCGUUUGGGAAGAACGUGUCUGCGGGCAGCGCAGGGCACAUCGUGCUCUCGGAUGCGUUUGGCACCGGGCUCGAGCCGUCUCCUGUUACCCCGAUGGGCAAGGAUGACCCUUACCAGGUUCUCGCGGGAUCUAUUAAGGCGACAAUUGAGAGCGCUAGCGGGUACAAUGCUAGCGGAGUGGUGGUCGCUCCUUUGCUCCAGAUCGGCAACACGGAGACAGAUACGCGGUACUACUGGAACCUGUCCCGCAACAUCGUGCGCUACAAGCACCUGCGCGACGCUGACCGGUACAACGGCGCGCAUACUGUGAACGAAGCUGUCCGGGCCGAAGGGUGGAUUGAGUCGAUCCGGUUCUUCACCAUGUUUAUCUUGAACUGCGACGAGCACCUGUAA